Molecule: messenger RNA, 2095 nt
Organism: Olea europaea var. sylvestris
Lineage: Eukaryota; Viridiplantae; Streptophyta; Magnoliopsida; Lamiales; Oleaceae
Product: probable LRR receptor-like serine/threonine-protein kinase At1g05700
Exons: 9
Coding region: 1-2046 (681 amino acids)
Source: RefSeq, a predicted model, not a curated record
AUGCAGAAUCCUGAUAUCCAUCCGUCCCUGCAUUAUAUCCGUCUAUCGGGUAUAUGUGCUGGUAGCUCCCCUCGUCGGUCUAAAGCAUAUUAUUUAAAAACAGUGAACAUCAACACCACCAUAACAGCCAAUAGAUUCAUGCAGCAACUUUUCUUGGUUACCUGGCUGGGGAUUGACUGUGGAUCAGAAACUAGGACCACAACUAUAGGAGGAGUGUGGCAAACAGAUGAAGCAUACAUUAAAACAGGCACUAACCAAUUCGUUUCGAGUGAUGACUUCCAAACAUUGGGCCUGCUCAAUACCCUUCGCACCUUCACUACUCAGAACAAAAAUUGCUAUGCGCUUCCAGCACUCGCCACCACAAGAUAUUUUGUCAGAGCCGUCUUUCUAUAUGGCAAUUAUGACCACCUAUCGAAGCCACCAACUUUCGAUCUUGAGAUCGAUGGAAAUAAAUGGAUGACUGUUGUCAGCUCCUCCACGGAAAUCCUCCACUAUGAGAUCAUUUAUAUUAGCGUGGGAGAUACUAUUAGUGUGUGCUUAGCUCGAACAAUGGUGAACCAAUUUCCAUUUAUUUCCUCGUUAGAAGCGUGGCCAAUUCUUGAUGAUAAUGCGUACAUUCAUAUGAAUCGAGAUCUGGCCUGGCUCAAUAGUUACCGGUACAAUUAUGGUGCCAACGACUGGAUACUAGGGUACCCUGAUAAGUACAACAGAUUGUGGGAGCCAAAGGCUCAACUUGGCCUGGUGAAUAGAAGUGCUGAUCCUGGAACAAUUUUAACCUCUACGCCUUAUGAGUAUCCACCGGAUUCAGCUGUCUUAGAUGCUAUGGAGGCUCAAAAUGCUACAGACUCAAUUACUCUAUCUUUUGGACCUAUUAAAACAAACAGCCUAAUUAACAUUGAAGCGUAUUUCACAGCAAUGUCAUUGAACGAGGUGACAGAGACGAGAGAGUUCGGGUUUUAUGUGGGGAAUAAGCAACUAACAACUGUGACCACAGAGUACGGGACAUGCACAGGAAUAUGGGCCCUUGUACAGCAUUCAAGCAGCUCUUUAACGAUUGAAUUGCGCCCGGCAGAAACUUCCACAUUGCCCCCAAUUAUCAGUGCCAUCGAAGUGUACACAGCCAGUGAUCCACUUUUUACAACCAGAACAUUGCAGAAUGAUCGUAAGGACAAAGUGCUUAUGUGGCACACAAUAUUAGACAAAUCUGCACAUAUUGAUAAGUACAUUCGAGCAAUUGAAAGGGUGGAGUGGGGAACCAUGUCUCCCCACGAACACGGCAUGGCAAUGGUUGGGCUGCACAGAAAUCUGUCCGGAUAUAAUCUGAGUGGCUUCCUUCCAGAUUUUAGCCAAAUGCAGGCCCUUGUAAACAUAGAUCUGAGUAACAACAGUCUUCAAGGACAGAUUCCAGAGUUCCUCGGAAAUCUACCAAAUCUAAAGACACUCAUCGAAGGAAAUACAAAUUUAGAUGCUUCUCACAAGAAUAAAAGUGCUACAGCCUUAAUCAUUGGACUAUCAGUGGGAUUAUCUCUCUUUGUCAUUCUGAUACUUGUGGCUCUCGUAUACUGGUUAAUACGAAGAAAAAAAGCACACCAAGGACAGAAUCAAAUAAUGGGUCCUGAAUCUGGAGGAUCUGAGAGUCCUCCAAAAAUGAAUUCAGAGAACGCCUCAAUAGGGGCGAGCAUGGAACAACUGAUUAGGCCACAACCACAACCUAGUGCACCAAUGGAGCCAUCAAUGGAAGAAGAUUUCAAGCAAAACUCUGAUGAAGACUAUGUUCCCGUUAGUAGUGCAAAUCAAGUUCAUCAAUCUAUGGCUCCAGAAAUGGAUUUGGAAGAACUCGAGGAAGUUAUCAAACAACACGAGAAUAACACGCAUGAUGAUCCUGAUCAUGAUAAUGACAACGCGAACUCCAAUGAACAUAUAAUCUCAGAUAAAGUGCACGAAAAUGAGCAAGCUAUGGCUCCAGAUAUGGAUUUGGAGGAACUUGAGGAAAUUGUUCAACAAGAAAGAGGGACUAAUGAAUUACACAACUCUGGAAAAACCUGAAUUUUGCAUCUAGCAGCAUUAAAGAACCCACAGUUGAAAAAUUCACCUU